This is a messenger RNA of Necator americanus (New World hookworm), 420 nucleotides long. RefSeq lists its product as uncharacterized. Lineage: Eukaryota; Metazoa; Nematoda; Chromadorea; Rhabditida; Ancylostomatidae. The record is from RefSeq and is a predicted model, not a curated record. Bases 1 to 420 code for a protein of 139 amino acids. The transcript has a single exon.
AUGUCCACUCCGGAAGAACGGAAGUUCUCCCAAAAACUCGUGGGACUAGAGGCUUGCAACCUGCCCAUGGGUUUUAAAUUUUAUGCAAAACACAGUGAUAGAAAGGAGUCUAUUGAUUCCGGAGGAAAGCCGCUUGCAUCGGAAACGGCCAACGAAGAUCUGAUGAUGCAAGCCAAGAUGAUCAAGUACGACGUCAUCGGACUGACCGAGACGAGACGACGUCACCCUCUCAACGCCGUAUAUGAACCUGGAGAAGAACUGUUCUUAGGAACAUGCGACAGUAGAGGUGUAGGUGGAGUUUGCGUCCUCGUCAACACGAGUAUGGCAGAGAACAUCGACUCUUUCGAACAACUUCCGACCCUAAUCGGACGUCUGCGGAUGAGAAGAUGUAGUCCAACGCCAGCUUUGACUACGCUUUGA